AUGUUGAAUGAAUAGAUUGUGUAUCCUGAACCUAAGAUAGCAAUUGAAUUUGAUAAUAAAUUAGUCUGUCAUAUUUGUGAUGAUGAAUUAGAACUUCAAAAUCAUUGGUAAGACUUGUUCCUAAAAUUAGUGAUUUUUGUGGAAAAUCCACUUGUUCUAAUUGUAUAGUAAAGAGAAGAAAAUUAAAAGAGGAAGUUCUUCAUCCUGUAUGUGAAUAUUGUGAACGUAUAUUUGUUGAACGUAUUCUAAUUCUAAGUGCUAAAAAAUAAAAGGAAGAGUUAGCCAUAUCUUUGGAAUCUGCGAAUGUUGAAUUAAUAAAUAGAAGACAAUAACUAUAUUAAUAUAAGAAUUUACUUCAUUAAAAUUAAGGAACAAAUGCUUCUGAAUAAAAGAUUUAAAAGCUUGAUGAGGAUAUCAUUGAAGCUACAUUUAAAAAAAAUUAAUUAUUAUUACAACUACAAGAAAUUGAAACAUAAAAAAUUGAACUUAAAUAAUCAAAUAUCCAAAAAACUUAGAGUGUUGAUAUUAAAUAAAUUAAAUUAUAGGAGACUACCAAUAAAGCAUAAAAAUCAAAAGAUGAGUUAGAAGAUAUUUAAAGAUAAAUUGAUGAAUUCUUAGCUAAUUUACCUAUGCUUGAUGCUGAAUAAAAAUCAGCUCUUACUUAAUUGGAUUUCUCCAAUUAUGAAUAAAUCUUUAGAGGUAGUAAUUUACCUGAAUUAAUGAAUUAAUAAGCAAUUAAAUAAAGCCAAAUUAUGUAAUAACCUAAUAUUAAAAAGAAAUAAGAAUAGAAGGAGGAAUGCUAUAUAUUUUGA
Molecule: messenger RNA, 812 nt
Organism: Paramecium pentaurelia
Lineage: Eukaryota; Ciliophora; Oligohymenophorea; Peniculida; Parameciidae
Source: the annotation of a GenBank genome assembly